UGGACCGGUUUGCGUGAUGGCUCAGGCUCAGGGGGUCCAGUAGACAUGUUUUUCGGGAUGCACACGCACGGAUGAGAGGUCGCCAAAAGUUCAUCGUCUUUACGGACUGUUCAGGUGGGGGCAAAGACGACUGUUGGAGAGGGUGAACGAAGAAAGUAUGGCAAAGGUGCAAUUCUCUGAAAAGCCGCCAGAUGGAGGAUGGGGUUGGAUGGUCGUGGUCGGCACCUUCUUCAUCCAUGUUGUGGUGGUCGGUUCGGCCAAGUCUUUCGGAGUGUUCUACGCAGAGUUCCGGGAGAUUUUCCAAGAGAGUGCCGGGAUAACGUCAUUCAUCGGCUCUAUCCUGGGGGCUGUUCUGUUGAUGUGCUCUCCCAUCGCUGGUGCCCUGAGCAACCUGACCAGCUGCCGUACUGUGAUCAUCGCAGGGGGCGUCAUUUCCGCUGUCGGGCUCGGCGCCAGCUUCUUCGCACAGACGAUGAUACACCUGUUCUUCAGUGUAGGAAUUCUGACAGGGUUCGGUCUAUGCCUGGUGUACUCUCCAAGCCUGGCUAUGAUUGGACGCUACUUCGACAAGCGGCACGCUACAGCCAAUGGGAUCGCAGUUUGUGGAUCUGGAGUCGGCAUCUUCGCUCUCCCUCCGCUCUUCCAGUUCCUCAUUGAUGAGUUUGGGUGGAGAGGAGCUCUGCUAAUCGUCGGUGGUUUAUUGUUGAAUAGCUGUGUUUGUGGUGCCCUGAUGAAACCCAUACACCUGGAGGAAGAUCGUAGCCAAGAACAAGUCGACAGCGGAUCACAGGGUAAUACCAAUCUAAAAAUGACUACAACCCUCGUUUCUAUUGGUCAGAAGGUCAUAGAAACCUUUGACUUCACGUUAUUGAAGCAGCGUCCCUUCCUUGUUUACAGCGUGUCGUCAUUUGGUACCUCGCUGGGCAACUCCAUGAUUUUUGUGCACCUUGUAGCGCAUGCUCAAGAUAUCGGAGUAGAGAAAACACAGGCAGCGUUUCUACUGUCUAUCAUGGGGAUAUCAGAGGCCGUUUCCAGACUAAUAAACGGUUGGCUGUCGGACAGAAGAAAGAUCAGCAAGGUUUACUAUUACAUGAUAGGCAUUGCAGGACUGGGCAUAUCCAACAUCGCCAUACCGUUCGGGAGAACGUACACGGGGCUCGUGGUGUGCAUGGUGGUGUACGGACUGUUCUCGGGUAUCUUCUACCCACUCAUCGCCGUUCUGGUGCGGAAAUACAGCGGAGUGUCCCGCAUAUCCGGCGGGCUUGGGUGGGCCUUUGUCUUCCAGGGCGCCGCCUUCCUGCUGGGACCACCCGUUGCAGGCUGGCUGUAUGAUGCAACUGGUAACUACGACAUGUCUUUCUUCGCGGCUGCCAUCUUUAUUUUCGUGUCAGUGCUCGUGCUUCUCCUCAACCCGUGUUCAACAACCAGCAGGACACUCGGCCCUGGUACCGGUGGACUCCCGGACCGGCCAGACGGGAUAGUGGUUCUUAGUCAUGUGAAGCGGGAUGUCAGUAGUGAGGACGGAAUAGUGGUUCUUAGUCAUGUGAAGCGAGAUGUCAGUAGUGAGGACGGACAAAGUAACCCUGGUUUUUGCGGGUGACCAGUAGAACCUUCUCUGUGUGUAUGA
Molecule: messenger RNA, 1627 nt
Organism: Branchiostoma floridae (Florida lancelet)
Lineage: Eukaryota; Metazoa; Chordata; Leptocardii; Amphioxiformes; Branchiostomatidae
Product: monocarboxylate transporter 13-like
Exons: 5
Coding region: 158-1600 (480 amino acids)
Biological process (GO): transmembrane transport; monocarboxylic acid transport
Molecular function (GO): monocarboxylic acid transmembrane transporter activity
Source: RefSeq, a predicted model, not a curated record